Messenger RNA from Candidula unifasciata, 1212 nucleotides. Lineage: Eukaryota; Metazoa; Mollusca; Gastropoda; Stylommatophora; Geomitridae. The record is from the annotation of a GenBank genome assembly.
AUGGUCAACAUAGUUCUGGCAACCUUUACUUCCCAGAUAUCCACCUGGUACCCAUUUUCAGGCUGGAUUGACCUGGCAGCAAGGUCAUUUUAUAAGGACAAUUUGAGUCGAUUCCAUUGGAACCUUCAUGCUGGAAAGCGAGCGUCCAGGUUCCACACCGUAACGGCUCAACGCGAUUCUGACACUUAUGUUUGCUCUCAGAUCAACGAUGAAAUAUUAAAUAACCUGUCCUUUGUUUACUUUUCAGUUCAGACAAACAGUUGUCUAGACAUGGAGAGGAAGGAUGCAGGGCCAGAUUUAAAGCUUCCACUCAGGAGAUACAGCGGUCUAGAAGGGCUGGAUUUACAGAACAUCGAGGGCGUUAAUUACUUCAAGUUCACACUUGGACAAGACCUCAAACACCUGCUUGACCUAGUUCGCAACUUGAACAUUAGACCUGAUGAUGUCAUCACAGUUGGAUUUCCUCGAUCGGGAAACCACUGGACCUUCGAGAUGGUAUCUAUGAUCCUCAGUCAGACAACGAACUUCGAACACGAUCAUUUCUACUCCAGAUUGAUCGAGUGUUUGGGCAGCAACGUAGCAUCUACUGUAGAAGGGAUUAAAUCGCCAAGGAAUAUGACAACCCAUUGCAGAAUGCAUCACAUCCCAGAGCAAGCCAUCGAGAAAAGAAUCAAGCUGAUUUAUGUCCUACGCAACCCGAAAGAUGUUCUGGUGUCCAUGUAUAACUUUGUAAGUAACUUACAGUAUGAAGGCAGCAGAUUCACAGGCAGCUGGAAUGAGUUCUUUGACCUGCAAAUGCGAGGCGAAUUUCCUUGGGGCUACUGGUUUGACCACGUUCUAGCCACAGAAAGAUUUCAAGUGAAACACCCGGACUCUCCGUUAUUUAUUCUCGUUUACGAGAAAGUUAAAGAACACGCUGUUGAGGAGAUUCAGAAACUGUGUGCUUUCUUGGACAUGCCAGAUGUGCUUUCAGAAAAGAUUGCCGGGAAAACAGAGUUCUCUAAAAUGAAAGUUGAACUCGGUGAUACUAAAAUGGCAAUUCAAAGUAGCAACCAUUUCCGAAACGGACCAGGUGACAUUUUAAGAAAAGGAAUUGUUGGCGAUUGGAAGAACUGGUUUACGGUGGCACAAAACGAGGCUUUUGAUAAACUAUUUGAGGAGAAGAUGUCUGGCUCUAAACUGGGAGACUUAGUGAGGCAGUAUAUAAAAUAG